Brachypodium distachyon (stiff brome) is the source of this 1976-nucleotide messenger RNA. Its product is annotated as probable mannan synthase 3. NCBI's taxonomy places the organism in Eukaryota, Viridiplantae, Streptophyta, Magnoliopsida, Poales, Poaceae. Gene Ontology annotation, cellular component: Golgi apparatus. The record is from RefSeq and is a predicted model, not a curated record. Gene Ontology annotation, molecular function: mannan synthase activity. The transcript is spliced from 9 exons. The coding region runs from base 123 to 1739 and encodes 538 amino acids.
UCUCGUUUCUGGUUGCGGGAGGAAAGCCUCGCCUGACGCGCACAAAAAGCAGCCUGAAAAGCAAAAAAGGAGGAGCUAGGCCGCCUGGUACUACUACGCAGCGCAGGAAAAGCCGAAAGCGGAUGGCCGGCGAGGGCGCCGCCGCCUCUGCGGCGGCAGCGGAGGUAGCAGCAGAUUGGCGCGACGGGUGGCGCGGCGGCGAGCUGUUGGGGGCGUGGGAGGCGGUGCGCGCGGGGGCCGUGGCGCCGGCGCUCGCGGCCCUGUCGCGCGUGUGCCUCGCCAUGUCGGCCAUGCUGCUCGUCGAGGCCGUGUUCCUGGCCGCCGCCAGCCACGCUCGCCGCCGCCCCGAGCGGAGGUACCGCGCGGACCCGCUCGGCGGCGGCGGCGCCCACGACGACGGCGAGGACGAGGAGGCCGGCCUCCUGGGCUACCCCAUGGUGCUCGUCCAGAUUCCCAUGUUCAACGAGAGGGAGGUGUACAAGCUAUCGAUUGGAGCAGCGUGCGGGCUGUCGUGGCCGUCGGAUAGGAUCAUUGUACAGGUUCUAGACGAUUCCACGGAUCCAACAGUCAAGGAUCUGGUGGAGCUCGAAUGCAAGUUUUGGGCUAACGAAGGCAAGAACGUAAAAUAUGAGGUGAGAAACACUCGUGAAGGAUACAAGGCUGGUGCGUUGAAAGAGGGGAUGCUGCAUGCUUAUGUCCAACGGUGUGAUUUCCUUGCUGUUUUUGAUGCCGAUUUCCAACCAGAACCUGACUUCCUCAUGAGAACUAUCCCAUAUCUUGCGCGCAAUCCACAAAUUUCUCUUGUUCAAGCACGCUGGGAAUUCGUUAAUCCCAAUGAGUGCCUGAUGACAAGGAUACAGAAGAUGACACUAGAUUAUCACUUUAAAGUAGAGCAGGAAGCAGGUUCAUCCACCUUUGCCUUCUUUGGUUUUAAUGGAACUGCUGGGGUCUGGAGAAUUUCUGCCAUCAAGGAAGCUGGGGGCUGGGAUGAUCGAACCACAGUUGAAGACAUGGAUUUGGCAGUCAGAGCAGGCCUGAAAGGAUGGAAAUUUGUCUAUGUUGGCGAUGUUAAGGUAAAAAGUGAACUUCCAAGUAAUCUGAAGGCAUAUCGUCGUCAACAACACCGUUGGACAUGUGGGGCAGCUAAUUUAUUCCGGAAGAUGGGAGCAGAGAUAUUGCUUACUAAGGAGGUAUCAUUUUGGAGGAAGCUUUAUUUGCUAUACAGCUUCUUCUUUGUGAGGAAGGUUGUUGCUCAUGUGGUACCUUUCAUGCUCUACUGUGUAGUGAUCCCGUUAUCGGUUCUAGUUCCCGAGGUCACAAUUCCUGUAUGGGGCAUGGUCUAUAUUCCAACAGCAAUAACUCUAUUAUAUGCCAUAAGAAAUCCAAGUUCUAUCCACUUCAUACCAUUCUGGAUCCUCUUCGAGAAUGUUAUGUCGUUUCACCGUACAAAGGCGAUGUUCAUCGGUUUGCUCGAGCUAGGGAGCGUGAACGAGUGGGUGGUCACAGAGAAACUUGGCAGUUCAACCAACACAAAGCCCAUAUCUCAGAUACUCGAAAGGCCUCGCUGCAGGUUCUGGGACAGAUGGACUAUGUCAGAAAUUUUGUUUGCAGCUUUCCUUUUCUUUUGCGCGACCUACAACUUGGUGCAUGGAGGCGACUUCGAAUGCAUCUACAUAUAUCUACAGGCUAUAACAUUUCUCAUUGUUGGCACUGGUUUCUGCGGAAUCUCCAACUCAUAGCAUCAUAGCAACUGACCCAACAGAAGGAAUUAUUCACCAUAGGCCAGCAUGAUGUAAUAACCUCAUUUGUAAUACCACAAUUCCACAAAGCAAAAUGGCGCCUGUUUUUUUUUUCUUUUAGAAAAGGCUGCUGGGAAUGUACAAUGCCAUACCCCUUACAUGUAACUGUGCUUCUUCCGAGUUCAAUUUUUCUGGAGUUUGAUUCUUGUUAUUGUUAUUUUCCAAAAAGGAGGAAAA